AGCGCGGCCGGAUCCAAUUGUUUAUCGCAAUCAUUGCAAUUCCAUACAAUAUUACCAGUUUUAACCAUGAAACCUCCAGUCAUGAGUCUGUAGGUAUACAAAGUACAUAUUUCUUCAGUAGACACGGAAAAGAAACAAGCUCGUCAUGAUUCAGUGGAAGUAUUGCUUUAUAUUAAUUAUUGUGACACAAAAUGAUGCCGAUGAUCAAACGACUUCAUUAGAUAAUAGGUUGCUUGAGGUGUCACAUCACCCCACUUGGGACAAGUUGGACGCGUUCGAUUGUGGGGACAGCGCCGCUGACCGGAUCAUAGGCGGGGUGAAUGCAGCCCUGGGCCAAUUCCCUUGGAUCGCUCGCCUUGGCUAUACACUUUCAGAUGAAGAUGACCUAGAUUGGCUGUGUGGCGGAGUGCUGGUCUCCGAUCAACACGUCAUCACCGCUGCACAUUGUCUCCUUUCCGCUGACGACGGAUACGAACUAUCAUCUGUUCGUUUGGGAGAGCAUAACACGGAAACAAACCCCGACUGUCAAAUUAAUGUAUGCGCACCACCCGUCCAAGACAGGAAGGUGAAGUCAAUCAAGAAUCAUCCAUUGUUCAAUAAGCCAGCGUUCCACAAUGACAUCGCCAUCAUCGAGUUAGAAUCCCCAGUGGAAUUAAAUGAUUACGUAGCGCCAAUAUGCUUGCUUCGAAGUAGGGAGCAGGUGGCUGACCUCCAAAUUGGCGAACUGGUGACUGUUGCCGGCUGGGGCAAAAUGAACAUGACCACCGACCAGCGAGCGAAUAUUCUACAAGUGGUUAUUUUACCAAUUGUGAGCCCAGAUAUGUGCAGUAACUUCGGCGCUCAAUUCAAAGUGUCCCAUUCGGAAAUAUGCGCGGGCGCACAGCACAACAAGGAUGCAUGCGGGGGAGACUCCGGAGGUCCGCUUAUGAAGGUAUAUGACACGCCUGAUGGUCCGAAACAUUUUUUAGUGGGUGUGGUAUCGUUCGGUCCUUCAGUAUGCGGUAUCAAAAAACCAGGAGUAUACUCUUCAGUGGCGUUCUUCCUAAAAUGGAUACUUGAUAAUUUAUAUUGAAAUUUGCUUCCAUAAAAGCAUACCUACUCGUAUUUUAUUUAUUUUAGUACUUCCUCUAGUUAAUUGUAAUAAUUGUAGUCGGCAUAAAAGUUUAUUGUCGUAUUUUUUAUGUAAAUAAAUCGAAUGUAUGUACUUAUGAAAAAAUAGUCAUUAUU
Galleria mellonella (greater wax moth) is the source of this 1227-nucleotide messenger RNA. Its product is annotated as CLIP domain-containing serine protease HP8-like. Lineage: Eukaryota; Metazoa; Arthropoda; Insecta; Lepidoptera; Pyralidae. The transcript is spliced from 7 exons. The coding region runs from base 146 to 1072 and encodes 308 amino acids. The record is from RefSeq and is a predicted model, not a curated record. Gene Ontology annotation, molecular function: serine-type endopeptidase activity. Gene Ontology annotation, biological process: proteolysis.